Molecule: messenger RNA, 674 nt
Organism: Ectocarpus sp. CCAP 1310/34
Lineage: Eukaryota; Phaeophyceae; Ectocarpales; Ectocarpaceae
Source: the annotation of a GenBank genome assembly
AUGAAGGCGAAGGGCAGGCGAGCGCCGGUGCCGCGGGGGCCGGGAGCGAGGGCGUCCAAGCCUCUCGGGCGUGUUCACCUGGACCUGUGUGGACCGCUGGUGCCUUCCCUGGGCGGCAACCUCUACCUGUUCGUCGCCGUGGACAGCGCCUCGCGGUGGAACAAAGUCUACGGUCUCCGGCGGAAGUCCGACGCGCUGGCGGCAACGAAAAGGCUGCUGGCGGACGUGGGGCGGUACGACCUCGGACGAAUCGAAUGUUUCCGCGUCGACAACGGCACAGAGUGGACCCGCGGCGAUUUCCGGCGCUUCUGCGACGACAACGGCAUCGGCGUCGAGUUCACCCCGCCCGGCGUCCCGCAGUACAACGGCGUCGUCGAGAGCGCCAUCUGGCGGAUCAUGAAGGCCGGCAUGGCCGCCCGCCGCAGCGCUGGCCGUGUGUUCCACGUCGACUUCGCCUCCAUCCCCGGCCUCGACGAGCGUGGUGACCGUCUUUGGAUGGAAUCGGCGAAGUGGGCCGCCGACGCUCUCAACCAGUCGGCGACCAAGGCCAAACCCGGGCGGCGCUCGCCGCACGAGAUGUUCACCGGCGAGCAGGGGCCGUUCCGCGUGCUGCCGUUCUUCCAGCCCGGCUUCAUGCGCGAGGACCGCCGCACCAAGCUCGACGACCAGGCCAC